AUGUAUUCGGAAACAGAGCUGUCAGUACAGGUAGUGAAAGAGCAUGUGUCAGAACCGUUGUUUCUUUAUCUUUCGUUCCAAGCAGUGCGCGAAAACACCUCUCUAUGGGAAGGAGAAACUCGCGGUCUAGCUUUCGUGAACGGACCGGGUGUCAAGAAGGGCGGU
Lineus longissimus is the source of this 165-nucleotide messenger RNA. RefSeq lists its product as uncharacterized. The transcript has 2 exons. The annotation marks the transcript as partial. NCBI's taxonomy places the organism in Eukaryota, Metazoa, Nemertea, Pilidiophora, Heteronemertea, Lineidae. The record is from RefSeq and is a predicted model, not a curated record.